AUGGAACACCUACAGCCUGUGCUCCAGUUCUUCUCGCUUGAGGCUUUAGACACAAGAUUAUACCCACCUUCUGAUCCAGCGAAAAAGGAAAGGGUUGUCGCUCGUUCUACCAGAUCAAAAUGGCAUACGCUUGAAUUCAAGAUCUAUGCGGUGGUGUUUGCAUUGGCGGUGCCAUUAAUGUGGAAGACUGCUAUGGAUGCUUCCAAUGAGCAUAAUCCAAACUAUCCCAAGUAUGAGCCUCUUUUAACUCAAGGUUGGAUGUUCGGAAGAAAGGUUGAUAAUUCAGAUACACAAUAUCGCUUCUUCAGGAACAACUUUUGGCUUCUCAUGGGACUCGUUGCAGGACAUGUCCUGCUUAGGAAAUCAACCAGCUUGUUCGGUUUCCAGGUGAAACGGACGGUUUUUGAUGUGUCGUUUGGAUUUAUCUAUCUUUUUGUUCUCCAUGGUGUCAACGUCUUGAAGAUUUUCUUCCAUCUUGUCGUGAUGUAUUCCUUUGCAAAGCGUAUACAUGAUAGCAAAAAAGCCAAGAUAUUACUUUGGGUAUAUGGAAUUGCAACCCUUUUUGUUAAUGAUCGCUAUUGGGAUGCAUCAUUCCACUUUGGAAUACUCGAUAAUGGCUUCAAGGGUAUAAUAACGCGCUGGGACGUGUUCUACAACUUCACCCUACUUCGUAUGCUCUCAUUCAGCUUGGAUUACCUCGAGAAAAAGGACCUGACUCUGUUGGGGUUGAAGCCUGUCAGUGACAACUUGGACGACAGAGAACGCCUCACUGCUCCAUUGCCAAUUCUGGAAUACAACUUCUUCAAUUAUCUCGCCUACAUUACUUAUGCUCCAUUGUUUAUUGGCGGACCUAUUGUCACAUUCAACGACUACUUGUAUCAAACCCAGUAUUUCAGGUUGAAGUCGACUACAGACACUAAAAGAAUCGUUAUUUAUGGUUUGCGCUUACUAUUUUGUGUCUUGGUGAUGGAGUUCAUUCUUCACUAUAUGUAUGUGGUUGCUGUCUCCAAAACCAAGGCCUGGGAUGGUGAUACUCCAUUUCAAUUAUCUAUGUUGGGUAUGUUUAAUCUUAACGUGAUCUGGCUUAAGUUAUUGAUACCUUGGAGGCUCUUCCGGUUUUGGUCAUUGCUUGACGGUGUUGACCCACCAGAGAACAUGAUCAGAUGCAUGGACAACAAUUACCUGGCUCUUGCUUUCUGGAGAGCAUGGCACCGUUCUUACAAUAAGUGGGUGAUUCGUUACAUCUAUGUUCCACUUGGAGGCGGGGGACGUAGAGGCGAAGGUAAUGGUGGAUCUAGCGGGAUCAAGUCUAGAGUAGCUAACACUUUGGUCGUGUUCAGUUUCGUUGCUGUGUGGCACGAUAUCGAGCUCAAAUUGCUCGUGUGGGGGUGGCUAGUGGUUCUUUUCUUAUUGCCUGAGAUUUUGGCUACCUUGUACUUCAGAAAGUAUUCCGAUAGACCUUGGUUCAGAUACUUGUGUGGCCUUGGUGCAUCUAUCAACAUCUGGCUCAUGAUGAUCGCCAACUUGUUCGGAUUCUGUCUUGGUAAAGAUGGUACAGUUGCUCUUAUAAAAGAGAUGUUCAGUACAUCCCAAGGCUUGCGCUUCUUCUUCUUUGCCCUGGCAACGCUUUUCGUUGGUGUUCAAGUCAUGUUCGAAAUGAGAGAAGCAGAGAAGAGAAGAGGUAUCGACGUGAAGUGCUAG
Messenger RNA from Candidozyma haemuli, 1701 nucleotides. RefSeq names its product O-acyltransferase (gene GUP1). Lineage: Eukaryota; Fungi; Ascomycota; Pichiomycetes; Serinales; Metschnikowiaceae. The record is from RefSeq and is a predicted model, not a curated record. The transcript has a single exon. Gene Ontology annotation, cellular component: endoplasmic reticulum. Gene Ontology annotation, biological process: GPI anchor biosynthetic process. Bases 1 to 1701 code for a protein of 566 amino acids.